Chrysemys picta bellii (western painted turtle) is the source of this 921-nucleotide messenger RNA. Lineage: Eukaryota; Metazoa; Chordata; Testudines; Emydidae. The record is from RefSeq and is a predicted model, not a curated record.
CCCCCACUACAGAAAGGAUGUGGACACAUUGGAGAGAGCCCAGUGGAGGGCAAUGAAAAUGAUCAGGGGGCCAGAGCACAUGAUUUAUGAGGAGAGGCUGAGGGAACUGGGCUUAUUAAGUCUGCGGAGGAGAACCUGUCUACAGAGGAGGAGGAGAAUUUGUCAGCAGAAGAGGAGGAGGAGGAGCUGUCCAUAGACGAGGAAGAGGACUUGACCACAGAGAAGGAGGAGGAAGAAGAAGGUAAAGGAAGAGGAAGAGAAGGACGUGGCCUUGGUGGAGGAACAUCUGAUCAUGGAGCAAAAGGAAGAAGAGAAGGAUCUGGCCAUGGAGGAGGAAGAGGAGCACCUGCCUAUGGAGGAAGAGGAGAAGGCCCAGGCCACAGAGGAGGACAAGGAGGACCUGGACCAGGAGGAGGAGAAGGAAGAGGACCCAGUAAUGGAAGACGACGAGGAUGUGGCUAUGCAGGAGAAAGAAGAGAAGGAAGAGGAGGAUGGUGUUAAAUUGGAGAGGGUGCAGAAAAGAGUCACACAAAUGACCUGAGAGCUGGAGAAAAUGACCUACAGUGAGAGACUCAGAUUGUAGGUGGGUGAAAUUUAAUGGCCUGGAACAUUCAGGAGGUCAGAUGAGAUGAUCCAAUGGUGCCUUCUGGCCUUAAGCUCUAUGAAACUCGAUGAAGCAUCGCCUCCCUCCACCCCCCGGUCCGAUGUGCUUCACCGCACAGAAGGAUGGCCGGACAGCCUAGAAAGAUCCUGCUCCAAAGCGGCCCUGGUGGAGAAGACAGCGGUAAGAGUGAGAGAUGAGUGAGAGACGGCUGUGGGGACCUGGUGGGAGGGCAGGAGAUCUCGGACAAGGAAGGGGCUCCCCUGGGCAGGGCAUUGGAGGGGACAGCAGAGAGCAGGGAUUCCUGGGGCUGAGGUCUG